AUGACGUAUCAAGUUCCGAUUUUGACUCCAACGAAUUAUCCGAUAUGGGAGCUCAAAGUCAAGUCGAUUAUGGAUGCACACGACAUAUGGGAGACGGUCGUACCAAAGGCGUUAGGUGAAGCAUCGAAUCAAAAGAAGUCAAAACAAGCUCUUUCUUUUUUGUUUCAAGCGAUACCCGAAGACAUGGUGUUGCAAAUGGCGAGUUACACCGAGCCAAAGAAAGUGUGGGAUGGGCUAAAAACACGAUAUUUGGGAGUGGAUCGGGUGAGAACGACUCGGCUUGCAACGUUAAAGAGAGAGCUUGAAAGUUUGUGCAUGAAGGAGGGUGAAACGGUUGAUGAUUUUGUGACGAAAUUAUCCGGCUUAGCUUCAAAAGCAAUGAGUCUUGGUUACGAGCUUGAAAAAGUUGAUUUUGUAAAAAGGUUACUAGAUUCAAUGCCUAAGUUGUUUCUUCAAAUCGCGGCUUCAAUAGAGCAAUGUUUCAAGUUAGAUUCUAUGUUAUUCGAUGAAGCGGUUGGUAGAUUGAAGGCAUACGAGGAGCGUAUAAGAGGAACCGAGAAAAUGGAGGACACUCAGGGUGGGUUAUUGUUGGAUAGUGAGGAAAAAUCACAUGUUUGUAAGCAUUGUGACAAUGGACGUUUAAAUCAGGAUGACUUUGGAUGUGACCGGGGAAGAGGUCGGGGGUUCGGGAGAAGUCAAGAUGGUAAUAAACGUGUUUGGGAUAAAAGUCACCUAGAUGUUACAAAUGUGAGUGUUGGAAUCGGUCAUGUUCAUCGCCGAUUUCCUACCACUGUUCCAACCACCUUCCUCUUCACUGGAAAACCAGCUUUCUUGAACUACUUCAAAGCAAAAUCAACUUUUGUUAAACACCUGAUUCUAGAAUCGGAUUGGAAGGGAUUUGGCUUGGUCUCGAUUAAGAAAGAUAGAUCAACUUUCCUCAUGGCGCCAACAAGAAAGUCUAGAAGUGUAAAUAAGCGGUAUUCCGACUAUGUAGAGGUCUCUCCCAGUAAAAAUGUUGCCAAUAAAUCCGGACGGCAGAAGAGGAAGCUUUCUGACAUGUUAGGGUCCCCAUGGACCGAUGAAGAGGUUGAGCGCUUUUAUAAAGCCUAUAGGAAAUAUGGAAAAGACUGGAAGAAGGUGGCUGCAAUGGUGCGCACCAGAAACUCUGAAAUGGUUGAAGCCCUUUACACAAUGAAUAGGGCAUAUUUAUCCUUGCCAGAGGGAACAGCUUCUGUGGUUGGGUUCAUUGCAAUGGUAUCUGAUCAUUAUAAUGCCAUGGAAGGAAGUGAUAAUGAUCAAGAAAGCCACGAUAUUCCAAAACCAAUUCACAAGCCUAAAAAACGUAGCCAUGGAUUGCUUCAACAAAAUGGUGGUGAAGAACAAUUACAUUCCAGAUUAGUUGUUGGCUCAAGUGGUAGGAGUUUGCCACAACUGAAGAGAAGGGAAUCUGAUGGAUGCACUGUUAGAAAAAGGACACCCCGUUUCCCUAUAAAUCAUGCAUCUAGAAGAGACAACAACAACAUUGGAAAUUAUCCCUCACCUUACAAAAGAAGUCAAAGGAGAGAGGUUGAUGAUGUGGCACAUGGUGCUGCAUUGGCACUAACUGAAGCUUCACAAAGAGGAGGCUCUCCACAUGUUUCUCAAUCCCCAUACCACAUGAAGUCCACUCCAUUGAAAGGCAGACAAAAAAUUUUGGAUACAGUGAGAACAAAGCGUCAUGGUAAUUUGAUUGAUGAAGAAUUAUUUGAGGGUAGUUCUGGAAGUGGAGGAGCUGAAAAUGAAGGGUACCAGAAAGGGAGAAAGUUUUAUGGGCAAAAAGACGAUAAUGACCUUGAUGAUGGUGGGGAAGCGUGUAGUGGCACAGGAGAAGGACUUGCUGUUGGUGUGGGUGGGAAAUUUGAUGAAAAUAUUGAACACUCAUCACAGGGUAAAAGAAAAAAGAACAAGAAACUUCUCUUCAGAGAUGAAACUUCUGCAUUGGAUGCACUACAAACAUUGGCUGACUUGUCAUUGAUGAUACAAUCAUCAAAAGGCGAUGAUUCACCUGUAUUAAAAGAGGAUAAGCCAGCAACGGGUACAAAUGACAACAACGCCCCUGGAAGACCUGGUUCUACAAGCAACCGGAGACACAAAACUAAAGUGUCAGUUGAGAAAGAGAAAGUAGCAAAUGAGUUCCCUAGAGGUGAAUCUUCUAAAUCAGGAAAGUCAAAACCAGGAAGGGAAGUAAAAGUUGAUUACAAGGCUUUAUCUGAAGGAAAACAGAAAAGAAAAAACAAGUCCACAUCUUUUGAAGUUUUCAUUGAUGAAGAAAAACCUACAGAUAAACUCUUACAUUCCAAUUCCAAUGCCAAUGCCAAUGCCAAUGUCAAUGCUCCUUUGAAAAAUAGUAAAUCCACAAGACUUGUGGAGUAUUCUUCUUCAAAUAGCAACACUUCAAGAACAGGUGCUGACUCAGCAGUAUCAACAGCAGUGGUUCCAGCUUCUGAUGGAGUGGAAUUGCCAUCCAAAAGACGAAAGAAACGUAAAAUGGAUCGAAAUAUAAUAUCAAAAACUGGAGAAAUGAAGUUGAAUACAAAGUCUGAAACCCUAGAAGGAGCAAACAACUUGAAGGAAAAGGCUUUUCAUUGCCUCUCAUCUUCUAUGGUGCGUAGAUGGUGUACUUAUGAGUGGUUCUAUAGUGCAAUUGACUAUCCAUGGUUUGCUAAAAGAGAAUUCGUGGAGUAUUUAAACCAUGUUGGAUUAGGGCAUAUUCCAAGAUUAACCAAUGUUGAAUGGGGUGUUAUAAGAAGUUCAUUGGGGAAGCCUAGAAGGUUCUCGGAAAAUUUCCUGCGUGAAGAAAGAGGAAAACUUUGGCAAUAUCGGGAAUCAGUACGUGAGCAUUACACGGAGCUUCGAAGUGGGGCCCGGGAAGGACUACCAACUGACCUGGCAAGACCUUUGGUUCAGUUUGAUCGACCUGAGUUAGGUGUUGCUUUUGUCAAGGAUGUUGAUUGUAUGCCUUUGAAUCUGUUGGAUAACAUGCCCGAAGCUCUGAGGAGAGAGAUGAGUGCACUUUAUAGAUUUUCUAUGAUUUCUGGAGAGCCAAGGUUGCCACAUCAUCAUUUGGUGCAUACUUCGAGUGAGCAUUUCGAACCGGGUCCUACUAUUGCUUUGAUGAAUCAUCGACUGGGACAAAAUGGGUCUGGUCCACCUCUUAAAGCUGCAGACAAUGUUGUUAUCUCCCAGCAUCAGCAUGCAGCAGCCUCUCAAAUUCAGGCAAGAGAAACCGAUAUACAUGCACUUUCUGAGCUUACUCGUGCUCUUGAUAAAAAGGAAGCAAUAUUGAAGGAGCUUAAGCUUGUUAAUGACAGCUUGUCAAGUCACAAAAACGAGACAGGUGUCGCCAUGAACGUAUCCGAAAACUUCAAAAAGGAAUACGCAAUGGUCCUAUUACAGCUCAAAGAAGCCAGCGAUCAGGUUGCUUCCGCUCUCGCAAAUUUGAGGCGACGCAACACAUACCCAGGAAUCCCGACGCCUACGUGGCAAAAACCUAAUCCCAAUUCUGGACCUGUUGUGGACCCCACGACUUCUAAUCAUGACAACAACUUUCCUUCGAAUAAUCAAUUGGCACCUAAUGUGAUUGAAAUUUUGAAAAGUUCAAGAAACGAAGCACAUAAACUUGUACAUACUGCUUUGCAGGGAAUGUCUAAAAUAAAGGAGGAGCAUAAUAAUAAUGUUAGGUCAAGUGUGGUAGCGGUUUUGGAUUGUCUUGGUGUGGGAAAAAACCCGAGUGAACAUGCGUCAUCAUCAUCAUCUAUCAGAUCUUCAGAGCAAUCGAAUGGGAACAUAUAUAAUAAUAAGCGUGUAACGAAUGAAAUUGAAGCGAAAAUCCCGUUUGAUCUUAUCGUGUCUUGUGUUGCUACGUAUCACAUGAUACAGAGUUGUACAGAGAGACAAUACCCACCAGGGGAUGUGGUGCAGAUGCUGGAUUCAGCUUUUAGAAAUUUGCAUCCACAAAGCCCUCAAAACCUUGGGAUAUUUAGAGAGAUUGAAAUGUGCAUGGGAAGAGUUAAAACGCAGAUCCUUGCUCUCGUUCCUUCUUAGCCAACCCAAUCCAAUUUUGGACUUGUGUAUCUGGUUAUCAAUUUGCUAUUAUUAUUAAAUAUUAUAAAAUAUUAUUACUACACCCAUUCUGUUUCUCUAGCUAAUAAUUACUUCUUGUUUAUACAGAAGAAGCCAAGUUCUGGAUAUAUGUGUUAACAACUUGCGCUUUAAUUUAGCUACACUUGCUAAAUUUCUAAUCAACAAUGUAGCAAAUCAUAUAUCUUUGUUUUCUUGCCUUUUUAUUUUAUUUUAUAGAUUGAAAAAUCAACAUACAAACAAAAUACCUUGAAGGAAACAGUCUAUAGUUCCAUAACUGCCACUAUAUUUAAUACUUUGGUUCUGGUUCUCUUUUUCUUGCUGCAGUUGACCAUUAAUAU
This is a messenger RNA of Lactuca saligna, 4460 nucleotides long. The record is from the annotation of a GenBank genome assembly. Lineage: Eukaryota; Viridiplantae; Streptophyta; Magnoliopsida; Asterales; Asteraceae.